AGAACGAGAGAGAAAGAGAGAGAGAGAGAGAGAGAGAGAGAGAGAGAGAGAGAGAGAGAGAGAGAGAGAGAGAGAGAGAGAGAGAGAGAGAGAGAGAACGAGAGAACGAGAGAGAGAGAGAGAGAACGAGAGAACGAGAGAGAGAGAGAGAGAACGAGAGAGAGAAAGAGAGAGAGAUAGAGAACGAGCGAGAGAGAGAACGAGAGAGUGAGAACGAGAAAGAACGAACGGAAAAACGAAUUUGGAAGAAUCAGCAGAUACACACUUGA
Messenger RNA from Closterium sp. NIES-65, 269 nucleotides. The record is from the annotation of a GenBank genome assembly. Lineage: Eukaryota; Viridiplantae; Streptophyta; Zygnematophyceae; Desmidiales; Closteriaceae.